AUGAGCAUAGUGCGCCAUCAAGGCCCCACCUGCAUACCCACCCAACAGCCGCUGCGACACGUUCACAUGAGCAAGGCAAGUGCGUCGCCCACCGCGGACGACCAAGAGGGUGUUAGCCAGGGCGACGGCGACGACAAACACGGUUGCCUACCGCAACCGCAGCAGCAGCAGCCUCACCGACGUGAUGUUUCAUUCCUUAUGUACGACAACCAGGCACUGCAGCAGCACAUGCAGAGCCGAACAGGAGGGGCGUUGACCGUGAGCCCACCAAGCCCCAGAGACGUCGGUCUUGAGCCGCCUGUACGGCCCCGCCUGUCUCCCUUCAGCACCCCGACAUAUUCCGUGACGACGCGCACCCUGGAAGACCUGCAGGGGUGGCGCCGCAGCGCUGGCGGCAGAGGUGGCGGUCGCACGCGCGGAACGCUUGGCGCAGCGGACGGCGGCAGCAGAAGUCGCGGAACAGGCUCGCUCGUUUCCGCGGCAUCGCAACUCGCCACGCAUGCGCGGUGCGGCAGCAGUGGCGCGUUGGAGGCAGCGGCGCUCCCCCAGAACCAACCACCGCGCCAUCGCCUAGGCACGCACUCGCGGUACGGCAGCGUCGGUCUUGCCCCGCCGACCUCGCCAUCCACAGCGAAGAGCAGCACGCAGAGGUUGCCAGCCGAGACGGCGCGGGAUGGCAACGCCAGUAUGCCUGUCACCGUGGGUUUUAACGAGCACCUCCCAGCUGAAGCGGCGCAGCGCGCACCCGUGCAUGUCAACGCUAGCCCCAUCACCACCACCACAUCGCCGAUCACCGCUGGGGCCGGGAUGGAGAGAAGCACUCAGCGCGUCUGUCGAACGCAGCGGAGCAACCCGGUGGGGUUGACGGCAAGUGCACAGGCCUGGCACUGGGGUGCGGCGCCAGUGGCUGCGGUGGCCUUCCAGCAACAGCAGCAGAAGGGUCGCGGCCGUCAGCGCCGCGCCGUCGCCGCUUCGAGCGAGGGGACGCUCGGCCGCCGGCGUGGCGGCAACGUGCCGGCGCCGCUCUUCUCCAAUGUUCCGACGACGGCGGCAAUGGGUGCGGCGGUGGCGGCCUGGGCACAUAAAUCAGCGUUGAACCCGAGCAUGUCCGUGAGCAGUCCAACGACCAAGGUGCCGCUGCGGCGCACUCCGCCGACGUCUUCUACCUCUGGCCGCGCGGCCGUCUUUCCAUCCCCACACGCGACGCCGAUGUCCAGCGGUGGAGACAGCUUGCCAGGCGCUGAGUCUCCUGCAGCACUGGAGUCCUCACCGACGCAGCUCCUGAGUGGCAGAGGCACGCUCACCACUCAUACUCCAACGACGGAGCUGAAGCGAGUUCUCUCGCAUACCGAGGCAGCGCCCAUGUCGCUCACGAGCAAGGUGUCUGGCGAGGACGCGCAGGCUCCGUCCGAGGCGACCACGGUAGAGGCACCAUUCUCCACUUGCGCGCCUGCACCAUCAGCAUCAGUGUCGGCAGGUGCCGCGGCCCCUGCCACCUCUUACGAUGCGGCACCCCACCUUGGUGUGCCACACACUUUCGCCACGCUGGAUCCUACGGGCACGGCCCGCUUCCGGCCAGUGACCGGCGGCACUGCCGCUGAAGGCGCAGAGGCGGAGGAUGACAUCGUGGCGGCUGCUGCAGCAGGUCAGCAGCACUUGUUGGCGACGGACCAGCGAAAGCACAGUGACGACAGUCGCGGCGAUCUUCCACGCGUCAUGAGUUUUGCGUCCGGGGAGGAAGGCAGCAUAUACAGCCUCGUCGACUCACGUCAGACGUCCGAACACGCAUGCGCGCUCCCGGCCUCCGCCACCGACGAGAACGUGGUGGAGGCCGCCGCCGCCGCCGGGGCAGCAACAGCAGGCACGGCGAGGGCCUUCACCGGGACGGAGGCGCGCACGACCCUCUAUCGGCAGGGUGUCGACGAUGCACACAUACGGAAGGCACCCCAGUCCCUCAACAUUGGUCGAGCGACGGCCUUCGGUGGCGCCUCUUCGCAGUCCCGUGCGGCAGGCGACGACGCCGCCAGCGGUAUCCCAUUCCGCAGCGAAGCAGCCGGUGCCCAUGUGCUUGGUGACCGUCGCCGUCGUGUUGGCCGAGGCGGCGCCACCGGUGGUGCGGUUGCUUCCGACUCACUGGAGGAAGAAGCUCUCCUGCGACAUGGAUUGGAAACCGGCGGUAACGCUGGUAUCGGGUCGGUGAAUCGCGCAGCGAUGCUGAAGCGCUCGCUCACUGCGCCGUCGUGCGUGACCGGCAUGAGUUCGGCGACGGCGUCGGGCGGGCUGCUUGGCAGUGGCACGGCCGCAGCGGAGACGUGGCCGAAACAGCAGCACGCGAACAAUUCCGGUGUGCUGGGCGUUACCGCCGCUCUGGGCCAGCGCACUACCAGCGUCGCCAGCAACUCUUUCUGGAGCUCAAGCAGCGUCAACAUGAACGCCAUCAGCAACAACAGCAUCGCCGGCAUCGCGGGCGGGGUGUCAGCUAUCAACGUUGGUGCAGGAGGCUUGGGCAGCCUCGUCAACUCCUCUACUCUCUUCUCUGGCAGCUCCUUCACCACGGUAGCCGGCGCCUCCACGCUGCGCGAUCCCUUCGCCGCGUCCGUCGUCAUGCAGCAGAACAGGUCCGCGCUGAUCGCUGAGCUCAAGCGGCGGCGACAUCGGCUGCACAAGCAGCUGGAACUGUUGCAGAAGGAGGCGACGGCGCGCAACAUCUUCGCCCUCGUCCGCGCCAGCAACGCCUCGCAACUGCAGUACCUCCUGCAGGAGGGGCUAUGCAACGUGAACGACCGCGACUACAACGGCUGCACCCCGCUGCACGUGGCGGCCGGAGAGGGCAAUCAAGCCAUUGUGCGCGUGCUCCUCUCCUUCGGCGCCGAUGUCGUGGCUGUCGACAAUAACGGCCGCACGCCACUCGACUGCGCCGCGGCGAACCGCCACAGCGGCGUCGCCCGCUAUCUGCUCACUGUAAUCCGCAGCAAGCACCUUAUCCAGGACGGCGGUGACGGUGCUGUCACCGGCAGCGGAGGUGACGAUGGCUCACCUGCGACCGUGCGCAGCGCCAAACGGGCCGCAGAUGAAGGCUCUGCUGACAUGAGCACGUACCCGAGCUCGUCCACCUCGCCCAUCGACCACUCCUCGACGCGACGGCGCAACUUGGACAGUGCCGGAGGCGUCCUGCCGCUCGGCAACUCGCCGGCAAUCUCCCUCACGCCGUGCGCCGGCACCGCUACACAGAUAGACACUUCCGCGCAGUACCAAUCUGCAUCGUCGGGGUCGUCGCUCAUGCAGUCGCCGAGGCUGCCGCCACCUCUCUCCCGGCAACCGCAGCAGCUGCGGCACCCCGUCUCGUCGUCCUUGGUAGCCUCCACACCGUCGCCCUCCAGGCCCUCAAACUUGAACAGGUAUCCUGCCAAGGUCACCGCCUCCGUCGCCACAAUGGACGCCGAGAGUUGGUGCGACAGCGAUGUGCCGCCGCACGCGGUGGGAUGGGGUAUCCACUCUGCCCUUGCAGAAGCGGCCGCCGCCUGUUCGGCGCCGAACCAAGCAUCUGCGGCUGCUGACACAACGGCCGCCAGCGACCCUGCGUCGCGAUCGUUGCCGCAGCGCCUCGCGUCACAGCACGGAGCAACGGCGAUGGCGAAUUCAGCGGGUGAUUACAGCACUCUGACGACACACGAGCGCGUGGCGUCCAUGUCGACCCCGCGAUGGCGGCACAACAGCAUCCCGCACGGCAGCUCCCCGCAGAGGCCUGUGUUCCUGUCUUCGCUAGACUCGACAGCGGCCGCGCACUCUCGCGGUCUCAUCGCGGCGGAGUCGAACGCGGGCGCCGCCACAACGGCGCCCUCCUCGCCGCCCUUCAGCAGCCGAAGUCACGAGAGCACGGUGCCGCUGCCCAUCACGCUCGGCAUCAACGGCCCCGCCACCAGCUUUGGUAGCGGUAGCGCCAGCGUGGGCGGACAUCUCCUCGAGCGGCACGUCAUGUCGGCGCCGACGUACCUGGCAGGUGCGAUGGAAGAGUGCGGUGGCGAAGGCACAGGCCAGGCGGUGAUGCAGCAACCGCUAUCACGCACGCGCUCCAGCGCGUCCCUCAUCACGACUGCCGCCGCCACCGCCGCGGGUGCGAUGGCUGGCUGGCACGACAGUGAUGAGCCGCUCGCGGACACGAAUGCCGAGGGCAUCUUCGAUGCCUUCCUUGGCCGGCGCGGUUACUGCAGCACGCAUCGCCGUCGCAUGCAGAGCGAGAGCGGCAGCAGCCCCCAUGGCGCCUUCGCUUCCGCGUCGUCGGACUGGUUGCGGAGUGGCAGUCCACCCAUACUCUCCGCGGGGGACGACAAGCAGCAGCGCAGCCGAAACGACUACAACUUCAACGCAACAGGAAGCUUUCCUGGCGAGGUGCCCAGCAAACUCUAUCCUCCGCCAGCGCCGACGGCGGCGGCCGGCGCGGCGACCACGGCAGCUGCCACCCCAGCAACUUCGGCAGCAGCGUCCGGCGGUGGUGCGCAGCAGCGGCAGAUACUCCUGCGUCCGCCGCGGCGUCCAGACAGCCGCUCCCCAGCGACCGAGUGGGGAGGCGCCACAACGACCGCGGAUGCGGUCGCCUGCCCCAUGCGCAUCCUGCACCCCUUGCAACUUCUUGGCGUUGACUCGCACGAGGAGUUGAGCAGCUAUCACGCCCGCACCGCCACAUCGGUGACCUCAUCGACGACCGCGGCGACGGCCGCCUCCGGGGGCGGCUCGCCGCGCCUGCGCCACGCGGCGAGCAGCAGCCUUUGCGACAUGGGUCAGCAGUCGCUUGAAGAGCACCACCACCACUACCGCUUGACCGCGUUCGGCGCGCUGGGCAACCAGCAGCAGCUGAAAGGCAAGUACUCCUGUGACAGGCACUCGACGCGGCCGCCGCUGCUUCAAGCGCCGCGUGCCAUGUCCAACCCGACCAAGAUGGAGGCCGCUGUGGCUGGGCCUGCCUCACCAAGCGGCGGCGGCGGCGAUGGCGGCAGCAGCAGCAACAGCAGCGCCAUCACGAAGAACGGUAACAGCGAUGUAACGCCAUUAUUCUCUGUCCCCGCCGUAGCGGCCCCGUCUUCGUCGCGCAACACCACUGCCGGCCCUUCCGAGACUACCAAAACCCUGGUAGCAGCACCAGCGGCGGCACCGGCUGCGGCGCCAACGGCCGGUAGCCACAUAGCCGAGGAGCAACCCUUCCUGCAGGAGAUGCACCACGAGCCGGUGGAGUUGGCCGCGCUGCACCACUCGAGCUACACCACGAUCAGCGACACGGUCUCGGUCAUUGUGUGCAUGGUGGGGCUGCCAGGGCGAGGCAAGAGCUUCAUCAGCAAACGGCUCGUGCGCUACAUGAACUGGAAAGGUGUGCCGUGCAAGGUGUUCAACGCCGGCAACUACCGGCGGCAGCUGCUCGGGGUCGAGGCCACCGCUGGCGCGGACUUCUUCAACCCAGACAACCCGCAAGGGGCGCAGCUGCGGGAGCGCAUGGCGGAGCUGGCCUGCGAAGAUCUCGUCAACUUCAUUGCCUCCCACUCGCUCGCCGUCGGUAUCCUCGACGCAACGAACACGACGCGCAAGCGACGGGCGUGGCUGUCGGACUACUUCCAGAAAGAGGCACAGCAGUAUGCGGUGCCGUACCGGCUUCUCUUCAUCGAAUCCGUGUGCACCGACGACACCAUCGUCACGGAGAACAUCUUGCGCAGCAAGUGCGGCAACGAUGACUUCAGGAACCUCAGGGACGUCAACGCCGUCAUCUCCGAGUUCCGCAACCGCAUCUUGCAGUAUGAGAAGGUUUACGAGACGCUAGAACCGGAGGAGCGGAUGCCGUACAUCAAGAUCGUCAACGUCAAGCGCCACGUCAUCCUGCACCGCGUGCCGAACGGAUUGGGCAGUCGCAUCGCCUUCUUCCUCCUAAAUCUUCACCCCAUCGCCUUCCCGAUUUACGUGGCACUGCCCGGCGAGACCGUCGGUGACAGCAAGCACGUCUACGGCGGCGACGAGCGGCUGACGGCCCAAGGAGAGGCCUACGCACUGGCUCUGAAGCACUUCAUUCAAGAUCGAUACGUUCCGCACAUGGUGGUGCUGCACGCCACCAAUUACUGCGUGCUGAGCACGCUGGCACCGCUGAUGGAGGGCGCCACGCAGGAAGAAGACGCCUCUGCACUGCAGGUGUCCAGCAGCGCGAACCAGCGCAGCGCGCCAGCGGGACAGCAAUGUGCGGCGAAGGCGACCCUCGCGCCAGCCGAUGCGGUCGCGACUACCGGCGGUGAACCGUCAACGCCGAACGCAUCGAGCGAGGCGCCGCAGGAUCUGCAGCAGCACGACGAGGGCGUCGCGGAGGAGCAGUCCAUGCACGAGGACGACAGCGACCAGGUAGAUGCGGACGAGGAGGACGUAGGCGAUGAGGUGCUCUGCGCGGUGCCGGGACUCGACAACAUCAACUUCGGGCGCUUCAGCGGGCACACGGCCGCAUGGGUCAAGGAAAAAUACCCUCGCCUGUCUGCACUCCUGUACGACGUGGACGACGACGAUGUGGUCGGCGACGCGAGGGCCGGGGCAGCAGCAGCAGGGCAGCAGCACCAGUCACGCAAGGGCAGCGGUGAAGCGGACGCGACUACAUCGUCGGCGCCAGUCAGAAGUGACACAGCCGCGGAGUGGUUCUCGGCCCCCCUGCCGCCGCGGGUACACUAUGCCACGCAUGAGGAGGCCGUCUCGCACCUGCAGCGCACCCUGAGCGGUGCUGACCCGCGCCUAUCCUACUGCACCCAGCUACCGAAUGGUGAGAGCUGCCGGCAGGUCAACGUCCGCCUGGAGCCGGCGCUGAUGGCCGUCAUGCGCACGCAGUCCCCCGUGUUCGUCGUCGCGCCGGCCGUGCCAGCGCAGGGUAUCUUGUCCUUCUUCAUGGACGUCAUCCCUGAGCAGUCGCCGACCAUCCGUAUCCCGAAAGGGUGCGUGAUCGAGAUCGGCGUCAAGGACGGUAUCACCGUGCACCCGCUGCUAGCGAACGCGCUGCCGGAGAGGAUGACACGCUCCCCGCUAACGGUGCUGCCGGAGAUCCAGAACGCCAUUCGUGAGGUGGCCGCUGCCAGCUCCAUGGAGAUGUGCGCAGCGAGAACGUGUGCGGAGGUGAGUGCCUCGACACAGGCUGGCGGUUGCACUGUUGUGGGUGAUGGUGGCGCUGCUGCGCUCCUCAGUGCGGUCGCUGCCGGCGGCGAAGCAGGGGGGAGCGUGAAGGGUGAUGCGUGCCCGGUGAGCGCCAGCGCCUCUUGA
Messenger RNA from Leishmania major strain Friedlin, 7269 nucleotides. Its product is annotated as putative 6-phosphofructo-2-kinase/fructose-2,6-bipho sphatase. NCBI's taxonomy places the organism in Eukaryota, Euglenozoa, Kinetoplastea, Trypanosomatida, Trypanosomatidae. Gene Ontology annotation, cellular component: cytosol. Gene Ontology annotation, biological process: fructose metabolic process; fructose 2,6-bisphosphate metabolic process. The record is from RefSeq and is a predicted model, not a curated record. Bases 1 to 7269 code for a protein of 2422 amino acids. The transcript has a single exon. Gene Ontology annotation, molecular function: 6-phosphofructo-2-kinase activity; fructose-2,6-bisphosphate 2-phosphatase activity; ATP binding.